This is a messenger RNA of Mastomys coucha (southern multimammate mouse), 7457 nucleotides long. RefSeq names its product ATPase 13A3 (gene Atp13a3). Gene Ontology annotation, biological process: polyamine transmembrane transport; intracellular calcium ion homeostasis. The record is from RefSeq and is a predicted model, not a curated record. The transcript has 34 exons. Lineage: Eukaryota; Metazoa; Chordata; Mammalia; Rodentia; Muridae. Gene Ontology annotation, molecular function: P-type ion transporter activity; ATPase-coupled monoatomic cation transmembrane transporter activity; ATP hydrolysis activity. The coding region runs from base 576 to 4325 and encodes 1249 amino acids. Gene Ontology annotation, cellular component: late endosome membrane.
CCGGCGCGGGAGUCCUGAGCUCGCGGGGCGCUCCCCGUGUGCCCGCCGGCCCUCCCCGCAGCGUGACCGGGCGCCGUGGCCGCGGGGAGGGGGUCCGCUUCGUCGCCGACGGCGGGAGGCCGCUUCGCCGCACAGACCGCCCCUCCUCCCCGGUCGGUCUUCCGAGCCGCGCUCCCUUGUUCUCGCCCUGCCCGGCUGCACGCCGCCGCCGCCGCAGGCGCCGACAGCGGAGCGCAGACGCUCCUGCACCCGGUGCGGCCCGGGCCCCGCCGCGGCGCCUCUGUUCCCACAGCCCGAGCCGCGACGCGCGGCGGCGGACCCUCGAGCCCGAGCGACCCGCGGCCGCCGGCGCCGGCCGUGGGUGAUGGGGCUGGGCUGAGGAGAGGCGGCGGCGGUGGCGAAAGCGGCCCCCCGGCCCCCUGCGGCCUUUUGGCUGCCCGGGCCGGGAGGCCGCGGAGAAGGCGGCACGGCGGUGCGGCUGGUCUGACAGAAGCAUCCUAGGAUCUUGGUGUCUGGACAUAAGAGUUAUCUUCACCUAUUGUGUAAAGCACAGCACCUUUCAAGCUGCUCUAGAAAUGGACAAAGAAGAAAGGAAAACUAUCAACAAGGGUCAAGAAGAUGAAAUGGAGAUACAUGGCUAUAACUUAUGCCGCUGGAAGCUUGCCAUGGUUUUUGUUGGAGUGAUUUGUACUGGUGGUUUUCUCCUCCUCCUUCUCUACUGGAUGCCUGAGUGGCGAGUGAAAGCCACAUGUGUUAGAGCUGCAGUUAAAGACUGUGAAGUGGUGCUUCUCAGGACGACUGAUGAAUUUAGAAUAUGGUUUUGCGCAAAAAUUCACUUUCUUCCUCUGGAGAAUCAACCAAAUUUGAAUGCAAAAUCUUUAGUUAAUAAGGUUUCUAAUGGCCAUGCUGUUCAUCUGACUGAAGAAAAUAGAUGUGAGAUGAAUAAAUACACACAGAGUCAGUCACAACAGAUGCGUUAUUUUACCCACCAUAGCAUAAGAUAUUUCUGGAAUGAUGCCAUUCACAAUUUUGAUUUCUUAAGGGGACUGGAUGAAGGUGUAUCUUGUGCAUCAAUUUAUGAAAAGCAUAGUGCAGGACUGACAAAGGGGAUGCAUGCCUACAGAAAGUUGCUUUAUGGAGUAAAUGAAAUUGCUGUGAAAGUGCCUUCUGUUUUUAAGCUUCUAAUUAAAGAGGUUCUCAACCCAUUUUACAUUUUCCAACUGUUCAGUGUUAUCCUGUGGAGCAUUGAUGAAUACUAUUACUAUGCUCUAGCCAUUGUGAUUAUGUCAAUAGUAUCCAUUAUAAGUUCACUAUAUUCCAUUAGAAAGCAAUAUGUUAUGUUACAUGACAUGGUGGCAACUCACAGUACUGUGAGAGUUUCAGUCUGUAGAAUAAAUGAAGAAAUAGAAGAGAUCUUUUCUACAGACCUUGUGCCGGGAGAUGUCAUGAUCAUUCCAUUAAAUGGGACAGUCAUGCCUUGUGAUGCAGUACUUAUUAAUGGUACUUGCAUUGUAAAUGAAAGCAUGUUAACAGGAGAAAGUGUUCCAGUGACAAAGACUAAUUUGCCAAAUCCUUCAGUGGAUGUGAAAGGAAUGGGGGAGGAGCAGUACAGUCCAGAGACACAUAAGCGACACACUUUGUUUUGUGGGACAACUGUUAUUCAGACCCGUUUCUACACUGGAGAACUUGUGAAAGCCAUAGUAGUUAGAACAGGAUUUAGUACUUCCAAAGGACAGCUUGUUCGUUCUAUACUGUAUCCCAAGCCAACUGACUUUAAACUCUAUAGAGAUGCCUACUUGUUUUUGCUGUGUCUUGUGGUGGUGGCCGGAAUUGGGUUUAUCUACACAAUCAUCAAUAGCAUCCUAAAUGAGAAAGAAGUUCAGGAAAUAAUUAUUAAGUCUCUUGAUAUCAUUACAAUUACUGUGCCACCUGCUCUUCCUGCUGCAAUGACUGCUGGGAUUGUAUAUGCUCAGAGAAGACUGAAAAAAGUUGGGAUUUUCUGUAUUAGUCCCCAGAGGAUAAACAUCUGUGGACAGCUAAAUCUUGUUUGCUUUGACAAGACUGGAACUCUUACUGAAGAUGGUUUAGAUCUGUGGGGAAUUCAGCGAGUGGAAAAUACCCGAUUCCUUUUACCAGAAGACAAUGUUUGCAGUGAGGUGUUGGUAAAAUCUCAAUUUGUUGCUUGUAUGGCUACUUGUCAUUCACUUACAAAAAUUGAAGGAGUUCUUUCUGGUGACCCACUUGAUUUGAAAAUGUUUGAAGCCAUUGGAUGGAUUCUGGAAGAAGCAACUGAAGAAGAAACAGCACUUCAUAACCGGAUCAUGCCUACUGUGGUUCGUCCUUCCAAACAACUGCUUCCUGAGUCUCCAACUGUGGGAAACGAAGAAAUGGAGCUGUUUGAACUUCCAGCUAUUUAUGAGAUAGGAAUUGUUCGUCAGUUUCCAUUUUCUUCUGCCUUGCAACGGAUGAGUGUGGUUGCAAGGACACUAGGUGAUAAGAGGAUGGAUGCCUACAUGAAGGGGGCCCCUGAGGUCAUCGCCAGUCUCUGUAAACCCGAAACAGUUCCAGUUGAUUUUGAGACAGUGUUAGAAGAUUAUACCAAACAAGGUUUCCGUGUAAUUGCUCUUGCACACAGAAAAUUGGAGUCAAAGCUGACCUGGCAUAAAGUACAGCAUAUUAGCAGAGAUGCCAUUGAAAACAACAUGGAUUUUAUGGGAUUGAUUAUAAUGCAGAACAAAUUGAAGCAGGAAACCCCUGCAGUACUUGAAGAUUUGCAUAAAGCCAACAUUCGAACUGUCAUGGUCACAGGAGACAACAUGUUGACGGCUGUCUCUGUGGCCAGAGACUGUGGGAUGAUUCUACCUCAGGAUAAAGUUAUUAUUGCUGAAGCAUUACCUCCAAAGGAUGGAAAAGUUGCCAAGAUCAAUUGGCAUUAUACAGACUCCCUGACACAGUGUAGUGAAUCAUCAGCCAUUGACUCCGAGGCUAUUCCAAUUAAACUUGCCCAUGAUAGUUUAGAGGAUCUUCAGGUGACUCGCUAUCAUUUUGCGAUGAAUGGAAAGUCAUUUUCGGUGAUACUGGAACAUUUUCAAGAUCUUGUUCCUAAGUUGAUGUUGCAUGGCACUGUGUUUGCUCGAAUGGCACCAGAUCAGAAAACACAGUUGGUGGAAGCAUUGCAGAAUGUAGAUUACUUUGUUGGGAUGUGCGGUGAUGGUGCAAAUGAUUGUGGUGCUUUGAAGAGGGCACAUGGUGGCAUUUCCUUAUCUGAGCUCGAAGCUUCUGUGGCAUCUCCUUUUACUUCUAAGACACCCAGUAUCUCCUGUGUGCCAAACCUUAUCAGGGAAGGCCGCGCUGCUUUAAUGACGUCCUUCUGUGUGUUUAAAUUUAUGGCGCUAUAUAGCAUCAUUCAGUACUUCAGCGUUACUCUCCUAUAUUCUAUCUUGAGUAACCUGGGAGACUUUCAGUUUCUCUUCAUUGAUCUGGCAAUCAUUUUGGUAGUAGUAUUUACAAUGAGUUUAAAUCCUGCCUGGAAAGAGCUUGUGGCACAGAGACCACCUUCAGGCCUUAUAUCCGGGGCACUCCUCUUCUCCGUCUUGUCUCAGAUUGUGAUCUCCGUUGGAUUUCAGUCACUGGGUUUUUUCUGGGUCAAGCAGUAUAAAGUGUGUGAUCCGAAUUCAGAUGUUUGUAAUACAACAAGAAGCGCAUGUUGGAACUCGUCACACUUAUACAAUGGGACUGAACUCGAUUCGUGUAAAAUACAAAAUUAUGAGAAUACCACAGUGUUUUUUAUCUCCAGUUUUCAGUACCUCACAGUGGCGGUUGCCUUUUCAAAAGGAAAACCAUUCAGGCAGCCUUGCUACAAGAAUUAUUUUUUUGUUAUAUCUGUGAUUAUUUUGUAUGUUUUCAUAUUAUUCAUCAUGUUGCAUCCGGUUGCCUCUGUUGACCAGGUUCUCGAGAUUAUGUGUGUACCAUACCAGUGGCGCAUAUAUAUGCUUAUCAUUGUUCUUGUCAAUGCCUUCGUGUCUAUCACGGUGGAGAGCUUCUUCCUUGACACGGUCCUUUGGAAAGUUGUGUUCAAUCGAGACAAACAAGGAGAGUGUCGUUUCAGCACCACACAGCCACCACAGGAGUCAGUGGAUCGAUGGGGGAAAUGCUGCUUGUCCUGGGCCCUGAGCUGUAGAAAGAAGACUCCAAAAGCAAAGUACAUGUACCUAGCACAGGAGCUCCGCUUCGAUCCUGAGUGGCCGCCUAAGCCUCAGACAACGACGGAAGCCAAAGCUGUAGUAAAGGAGAAUGGAUCAUGUCAGAUUAUCACCAUAACAUAGCAAAGACUGCUCUGCAGUGCCAGUAGCAGUAGUAUUCAGCAGGAUGCGCCGUUGGCAAAAUGGCACUAGUUCAAUUUAUAUCCCUCUCAUAAUACAGCAGUUGAUUAAAACAGAAAACAGUAAAAUGUCAUUUGCUGCACAGUUAUUAACUAUAAAUCUGGCUAUAUCUUCAUGCAGUAACCUAAAUAUGAUACAUACUUUAUAUUGAGUAUGAAAGAACUGUGUUUGGGUUUUACAGAUUUUUAGCUUUUGACACUAGUUUGCCUCUUUAAAUUUAAUUUUCACAAAUCCCCUUAUUAGAAAGUUCUUUUACAUAUAGGCCCCAAAAUUGUGGUUGUUAAGAAUAUAGUUAAUUGUGAUUAGCCUUCAGUGAAAAUAGAUUGAAAGCCUGUUUUGAUCCAGUGUUUUCUCCCAAAGAACUCUAUGUUAUAUACACCAGUUUUCUUUUAUGACCUGGAGUUAGGAGUGAGUUUGUGUGUUAUUGUUGAUAGAGCAACUCAGGUAAUUUCCAUUUCUGGUUUUAUAUUCUCUGUGUAGCCUGCCUGGGUGUCACUUUCUAGACAGUAAGGUGCUCCACUGCUUGCUGUCUUGAGAUGUCCUUCAUAGUAUUCCAUGGGUCCUGUGCAGCAGUCUAGUUAAAGCAAAGAACUCUCUCACUAGAAAGGUUGGUUUCUGAGCCAGGCAUGACAGUAGAGGCCCCUAAUCCUGCACAGGAGGCUGAGGCAGAAUUAUGUAGUCCACAAUUCUAGAAUAGCCUAGAAUAGAUAGUAAAAGCCAAUCUCAGAAUGCACCAGCAGAGAAAGAUUGAGGUUAUUUCUCUUGGCAGUAGAGCUCAUUCAUAUCUCUUCAAACCCACUUGUUUUUUCUUUUGGGACUUGUAUCAUUUUAAAUAUUUCAUAUUCAUUCAUUCAUAUUCUCUCUCCCUCUCCUUUUCUCCCUCUUCCCUUCUCUCUCCCUCUCUUUCCCUCUCUUUCUCUUCUUCUCCCUCUCCCUCGUUUUGUUUUGAGUUAGACCUUUACUAUAUGUCUCUCCUUUGAAUAAUGGGGUUUAAAAGAAUAAUGAACAUUGAAUUUGAAUGACUUUGACAAAAGCAAUAUGAACUUGUAGAACUUGUUUUGUGCCAUUAGGUGGCACCAGAGAUCAUCACAUUACCUAUUUUGUAACAAGUGAGCUUGAGAAAAAUUAAAAAACAUAUACAUUUAUUUAGCCAAAAGGAAUGAGGAAAGCAUUUACACAUUUGUGUUUUAUCUGAUUCCGUUCAGUUCUCAAGGAAUUUUCAAAUGCCUUCCUAGGUAGGACCUGGCAGUUUGGCAGUGCCUUCAGUUUGGCAUUGCUAUAUAUAAAAUGUACCCUAAAUUAGUAAAACAAUGUAACAUUAUUCUGUGUUCUUUCUUCACUACAAGUGUAUGCUUUCCACUCUGGUUGAUCAUUAUUUUCCUAGUACAUACUUACCAGUUUACCAAAUGCUAACCAGAUUUGUGGAAACUUUUUUUUCCUCCUCUUUUUUGUUUUUGUUUAAUGUUUCAAAGACCCAAAUGAUGUUUGCUAAUUGUAGAAAACGUAAAUUUGUCUCAGGAUCACUGUUACUGCUAUUGCCACUAGUGAUUCUUAGAAAAUAAUCAACUUUUUCCAACAAAAUGUAUGAUAUUACUAUAUGUUAGAUAAUAAGAACAAUUGUCCCAUGAAUGAUUCUAUGAAGCUAUGCAUCUUAGACCUCUUGAGCUGUGAAUUAGCACUAUUUUCUAUAGUUACUUAUUGUUUUAUACUUUCUAUGUUUAUUUCAAAUAAUGUUAAUAGUAUUCAAUCAUUUUCUGAAUUGUUAACUCUUAUUUGGUUUAAAUACUGAAACAUGAUUAAUUGCUAACUACAGCUUAGAAACCCUAUAUCAAUUGUAUUUAAGAUCUUUAAGAGCAUAAUCAUAAAGGCUAUUUUGACAGUUCAUUUUAACAUUUGGAGUUGAAAAGGGUUUAUAUCUCAUCUGUCCAUAUUGUUUGCAAAGGAACAAGGUCUUAUAUAGGUGAGAGAAAGCAUUUGUACGAAGUUAGAUUUGAACAUAGACAGGAGAGGUUAUUCUAGUUGAGAAUGUUGUUUGAAGAAUGUCUAAGAAUCCAGACAUGGGUCCUGCUUAGUGCCAUAGGUAGACUGAGUCUUCUGUAGGUCAUCAUUACAUAGUAAUUUUGGUUCUGAAUUUUACAUUUAAAUUAUUUGAAUAUAUACAGACCUAAAUUUUAAAAUCUGUACAUAUAUUAUUUUGAUGUAUUAAGAUUGAUAAUAUUGUUGAUUUAAAUUUUAUUUAUGCACACACUUAAAGGACAGAAAUGUCUAGGAAAGUAAUUGUUAAAUAAUGAUAUGUAGCUUUUUAACUUUUUAAAUAAAUAACAAGAUUUUUUAAUGUGGGUCUCCCUCAGGGUUGUUUAAGUUGUUUUCCUCCCUUACAUAUAAACAAAUAAUGGUAACUAUGUUUUCUAUCUUGUAGCACCAACUGCUGUAAGGGAAUGCUGCAGACAGCGCUUGGGCGAGAGUAUGGCGCCAACAAGCCUGAGAUCCAAAUGCUUUCCAUUUAAGCAAACCUGUUGUUUUUAUACUUUAUUUUGUUUCCCAUUUUGAUGAAAGUACUGCACAGUUUCAAAGGCAUGGUAAAUAAUGUGUUUCAUAUAUAUAUAUAUAUUUUUCCAAAAGCAGCAAAAACUCAUAUCCAGUGAAGAGCAACUUCAAGCUUUAGAGAACAUCUACUAUCUUCAUGCAUGCAGUUUUGUUGUAUCAAAUAAGAGGGUUUUGUAUAUUUAUGGUGGGAGGCUACUGGGAACUUUUAACAAAAUAGGGUAUUAACUUUUGUACAGUCUGGGCAUUUACAUGUAUUUUUAAUGUAUUACAAUUUGGUAAUUAUGUGCACAUGAAAUUAAUAAAAGUUACUUCCUGUUAUGAUUUGUGAAUUCCCUGAGACCGUGGAUUUUUUUAAGUAACUUUAUAUAUCAGAAAUGACACAUCUUUAUAUUUUUAAAAUUGUAUUGCUGCUCAAGAAUGGUACCCUAUUGUCAAAAAGGUAGAUAUUCAUAAUUGUACAUUCAGCAUUGUAAAUACCAUAUGAAAUCCUUUUUGAUUAAAGCUAUUCAAAAUAAAAAUUUUAAUGAA